Paramecium sonneborni is the source of this 4251-nucleotide messenger RNA. Lineage: Eukaryota; Ciliophora; Oligohymenophorea; Peniculida; Parameciidae. The record is from the annotation of a GenBank genome assembly.
AUGUUUUAAUUUCAUUGUGAUUUCUAAAAAAGCAUUAAUUAAAUCAUUAUUUAACAAUAUUAGAGGAAAAUAUCUAAGAUGAUAAAUAAUCAAGGUUAAGUGUAGAAUCUAAUACUUAUUAAUGGUGUCUAAUAUUAAAAAUUAGAAAAACUUGGAGAAGGAACAGAAGGUAUUGUGUUUAAGGGACAAAAUAAGUAAACAAAUGAAAUUGUGGCUAUUAAAGAAUACAAAUCAAUCAAUCAAAAUGAAUUAAAAGCAAUUUAAGCAAUUUAUGCAAAGAAUUUGAGCCAUAUAAUUGGGAUAAAAGCAGUAUUAUAAUAAAAUUAGAAUUCUGUUCCAAUAAUUAUUUUGGAGUUUGCUAAUGGAGAAUUCUACAAAUAUAUGUAAACAUAAGAUUAUUACAGAUUAACCUAUGAUCAAAAAAAUUAAUAUUUUAUAUAAGUAAUAGAACAAUAUUAUUUUAUUUAAGAUGGUGUAAGGUGUUGAUUAACUUCAUGAUUUGGGAUUAUUUCAUAGAGAUUUAAAACCAGAAAACUUUGUAUAUAUUAAUUAGCCAAACAAUCAAAAAAUUAUUAAAUUGAUUGACUUUGGUUUAGUUAAAGAAACUGGAAAUUUUAUGGCAAAGACCGCUUGCGUUGGAACACCUUAUUAUAUAGCACCAGAGGUCUUAAAAUAUUUUUAAAAUUAAUGUUAUUAUGACAAAUCAGUUGAUAUUUGGUCUUUGGGAGCCAUUUGGUAUGAAAUGUUGACAGGAUAAACAUUAUUUAAUGGUAAUUUUAAUUUAUAAUCUUAGGUAAUAAUUAAGAUGAAAUAUUUAAUUAAAUCUUAAAUAGUAGCUAAAAAUAAAUUGAUUAACUAAUUUAAAAUAAUCAAUAGAUACUAAAUAAAGAAAAAGAAUUAAUCAAAAAGAUGCUUAGAAAAACACCAAUAGAAAGAAAAUCAUUGAAAGAAAUAAUUGCAGCUUAUAUUUAAUAAUAAGUUCAAUCUUAACCAUUUCAAAAUUAAUAAUUUCUAAAUUAACAACCUCAAAUCCAAUAAAAUUAGAAUUUAUACCAAAAUUAAUAAUAAUAAUAAUAAUAAUAAUAAUAGUAAUAUUAAUUCUAAUAAUUAUAAUUCUAAUAGUAAUAAUAAUAAUAAAAGCCAUAAUUUAAUUCAAUGAAUCCUCAGAUAUAACAAGCAAAUAAUAUUUAAUAACCUAGUUUUACAUCAUAAAUAAGACCUUAAUAAUAAAUUUAAUAACAAAUAAAACAGCAAAUGGAAGUAGAAAUAAAAUAAGAAAUGGAGGAAGAAUUAAAAUAAAAAAGAGAAGAAAUAGAAAAGUAAAAAGAGAAAGAGUUGGCUGCAAAAUUAGAAAUAGCUAAAUAAUAAUUUCAAUUAGAUUUUGAAAAGGAAAUAAGAUUAAAAGAAAAUGAAUUAAAAUAGCAACAAGAAAAGGCUCAAUAAUAGGAAUAAAGAAAAGAUGAGUUAACUUAAAUUAUAUUUUAAUAAGAAAUAUAGUUUUAAAAUGAAAUGAAUAAUUUCAAAAAACAGAAAGAAGAAGAAUAUUAGAAAAAUAUUGAAUAGAUUUAAAAGGAGGCUAAAAAGGAUAUGUAAAAAGAAAUUGAUCAAUAAUUAUAAGAUUAUAAAAAAUAGAUUAAAGAAUAAUUAGAAAUAGAAAUGGAGGGAAAAUAUAAAUAAGAUUUAAUAAAUAAAGAAAAUGAAUUAAAAUAAAAACAAGAAUAAGAAAAUAAAAAAUUAUUAGAAGAAAAAAAAUAAUCCUUGAUUAUUCUAUUGUAAUCUUAGUCAAAUACUAUCUAAAUGUUUAUAUCAAAUCUAAAUUAAAAAUUAGUACUUAUAAAUGAUAUAGACACUUAAGUUUAAAAUAAAAAUGAUCUAAUCAAUUUCAUAAGAAAUGAACUCUAAAAACAAAAUAAAAAACAAAAUGAAAAUGAAGAAAGUCAACAAUAAAUUUAAAAAGCUUCUUUAUUAUAGGAACUUAGUGGAUAGGAAAAUAAAAUAUCUUAAGAAAUUUCAUAAAAUAUAGAAGAAUAAAAUAAAGUUAUUAAUAAUAUUACAGAAUAAUAAAUGUUACUUGAAAAGUAUGUAAGUGAAAAAUAAAAGAUUGAGAAAAAUCAAAAAGAAAGUUAGAAAAAAAAAGAAUAAGAAGAACAAUUAAACAGAGAGAAAAAUAGUUUUUAAUUAUAAUUUACUAAAAUACAAGAAUAUUUUAAUUUAUUUUAAGGAAAUAUUUAAAAAUUUUAGGAAAAAAUUAAGUUUUAUGACAAAGUUUCAUUUUAAAUGUAAGAGGAAGAGAAACUUCAAGAAGUUAUAGGAUAAUAUUAAAAAAUAUUUUAGGAAUUCUUAGUCUUAUAAUCAUAAGCUAAAAAUAUUAAUUAAUUUGAGUUAUCUUAGCAAAUUAUUAAUUAUUAAACCUUUAAUAUUAAGGUUGAAGAAAUUUAAUAAUCAUAAAAUAGACUUAAAAAUUAAAUUGAUGAAUCAAAUAAAUCAAUUGAAUAAACUGAUAUCAAAUUUAUUAAUGAACACCGUAGGUAAUUAGAUGUAUUAGCCCAUAAUUUAAAUGAUAACUUAGAUAAAUUUAAAUAUCUGUCUAAGAAUGAAAAAUAUAAAAAUAAAAUUGAUUAAAUAAUUUCUGAAAUAGAAAAUUGUUUUAACUAGUUAAAUCAAUUGAAUUAAUUAUUAACAUAAGGAAUAUUUUAAAAUUAUCAAUAGUUUAAUCAAAAAAAAGAUUCAAUCAAUCAAAAUUUAUAUGAAUUUUAAAAAUAACACAACUAAUUGCAUGAAUAAAUUUAUAACGAUUAAUAAAUUCAAUAACAAAAUGUUGAAAGAACAAAAAAGUUAAAAAAUAUUGAAGGAUAAUUAAAGGAAUUUACUGAUAAAAUGAAUUCACUAAAAACUUAGAUAAACAAUUUAAUUAAUAAUCAAUAUUGCAAUAAUGAAUAUACUAGAAAUUUAAUAAUGGAAAAAUAAAGUAAAAUUGAUCAAAAUAUUAAUUAAAUUUAAAAUUAAUUUAAAAAUUUUAAAGACUUUAAUUAACUUACACAGUCAGAAAUUAACAAUUAAAUAAGCUCUUUAGAAUAAUUUUAGGAGAAAUUAAAAAAAUAAAUAGAUGAUGAAUAAGAACAAGUUAUAUAAUUAUAAUUUAUAAUUUAAAAAAUAGGAGCAGAAAAUAAAAGUGAAUAAGAAAAAGAACUUUUACAAUAAACUAAUAAAUUAUAACAAAAAUAAAUGCAACUUUCAAAAGCAUUUUCAACAGUCUAUAUUGAAUAAGAUUAAAUUCAAUAAUUCAAAAUAAUAUAGGAGAAAAAAGAAGGUUUACUAGAACAAUUGAAAGAGGAAAUAAAAAAAUUAGAGGAAUAUAACGAAAUAAACAAUGAAAAUUAGAAGUUAUUUAAUGAAAAAUUAUAGAUAUAUAAAAAAUAAUAAACAUCACCUAAGUAAUAGAGUAAAAUUUAAGAAUUACUUUUAAAAUAACAAAAAUGUAAUUUUGGAAAAACCUUAAAAUUGAAAUAAAUAUUGGGGAAAGUGCGAAAUAAGCCCUAUGAAUUAUAAUUUGAAGAUAUCAACAAUAAUCCUUUUGAUUAAUUUGAUGUUUUAAAAGAAAACGAAAAAAAAUUAUCCUAAGAAAUAAAUAGCAUAAUUUCAUAAGAAUUAAAUUAACAAUUAAAUCCUUCAUAUUAUGAUAAAUUAACAAAAAAAAUAAAUAAUUUAAUUUCUGAAAUAGAUACGUUAAUUUAAUAAAUUCCUUAAUAAAAUUAAAUAUAACGAUUUUAAAAUUAAUAUAAAAAAAAUGUAGAAUAAUUUUAAAUAUUAUAUGCUUUAGUUAAUUAUAUAAUGUAGUAUCACUUAACAAGAUAUUUUGAGAGAAUUAAAGAAAAUGAAGAUAAAUCAAAAGAUAAAUAAUAAAAUUUUAAAGAAGGCAGUUAUAUAAAGGCCUUUCAUGAUAAAUAAAAUGAAUAAACGAAAGAGAGCACUAAAAAAGAGAAGGAAGCUUAAGAUUUAUUAAAGAUCUACGAAAAUAUUCUCUUUAAUAAUUACACUAAGAAGAUGAUUGUAGAAAUGGAAAGAGAUUAUUAAACAAUCAAGAAGGAAAUUGAAACUUAAGAAAAUUUUAUAAAAUAAAAAAAUUUAGUUAAACUAAGAGCUUCAAUUAAAGAGUAGAAACCUAUCAAAGAAAUUAUAAACAAUAAAUAAUAUUAUAAAAUAAAUGAAUGGGCAUAAAUGUUAGAACUUUAGAUUUUAAAUAAAAAUUGA